UUUUGCUUUGUUAGCGAAUAGCGAGCGGUCAGACAAUCAAUCAGCUGCUGUUCAGUUGUGUUUUGCUCUUCCAGAAGAAGAUACCGUUUCAGCAGUGAAUCAUCUGGUCGUAAUAGUUUGAAUAAGUUUGAAAUAUGCUUCCUUUAUUCCGGCUUGAGUCGUAGUGUAAAUUGUUUUGUGUACUAUUUAGCAGGUAGUUUAUCAAGUGUCAGUGGAUUUUUUGUUCGUAUAUACAGUAGCACAAGUGUAUAAACAUACCACCAGGAAUAAAUUACACCGAGUGGUGCCCAAAAAUCGGCCAAGUAAUAGCACUUAACGCGAAGCACGCGAACCAGUGACUCAUCAAAACUUAACAUUGCUUGUCUCAAGCUAACGCCCUCCCGCUCGCGAAAAAGUGAAACGAUUCGCUUGGUAUGACAAUAGCAGUGAUUAUACCGCCCAAAUGACCCCAUCCGAGCAGCGACAGUGAAUCUUGAUAGUGAAAUAAACCGUCCUACCAAUUUGCCAGUAAUAUUAUAGCGCACGUUUAUAAAACACGCCGUCCGUCAAUCUUCAUAAGCGCGCUUUCCAAAAGUGGUUGUUCAACUCUACGCAGAAUCAGCUCCGAAACGGCAAUCUCCUAAGGCGAAAUCCGGCCUGCACCACGGCAAUCAUUAGCUAUAGAGGAACAACCCAAUUGGAUCGAACCGGGUGAAACCGUACCUUUCACAUUUGCCGUAGAAUGCCACCUACCGAACUGUCCGUUCCACUGACGGAAAAUGCACGUGCAAAAAAGACAACCGUGGUGAGUUCGAAUGGGAACGGUUCGGUGCCUUCCAACGGCUACGGGAAACCGUCGAUCGCAGAGGAAAUGGAGAAACCAACAAAGACAGCCACCAACGAGCAACCGGAUCAGCAGCAGCAACCACAACAACAACUUAGCUGCCUCGGCCGGCUGUCAUACAACGUGUCUAAUGCGAUCGGACAGUUUUUCUACAGACUUGGCCGCCACAUCGCAAAAAAUCCAUGGCGUACGAUAGUGAUAAGCUGGCUGGUGGUUGCCUGCUGUAGUCUAGGCUUCUUUCAGUUUCACAAGGAGAAGAGCCCCAUGAAGCUGUGGAUUCCUCACAAUUCCAAGUUUCUGCACGACACAAACUGGCUGACCGAGCACUUCGAGGAAGGAAACCGCAUAGAAACGGUAAUGCUCACGGCUCCGGACGUACUGACGCCUGAGGUUCUACAACAGCUAGCCUCCAUCACGGAGGAGGUUGUAGCACUGGAAGCGUCCGAUACCAAAGGCAGAAGCUACACGUGGAAGAAUGUCUGUUUCAAAGUUCCUUUAAUAGCCGAAUAUACCGCGAAUACCCGCCGUAAGCGUGAAGACCUUUCUAACGGCACCACCACGACGAAACGCCCAAAGAAGUCCAAACCAUUCUUCAAUCCGAGCGUAGAUCUACCAUCCUUUAUGUACUGUCCGAUGAUUGACAAACUACCGAUCGGUUGUAUGGAGUUUAGUAUACUAGAACUGUGGAAGUACGACCGCGAUGUGAUUGCACAACUGACGAAGGAGCAAAUCGUAGAGAAACUGAACAAAACGAAAAUAAGCCCAGUUACGGGUCACACCGUAGAUUUCACUGAACUGCUCGGAGGAGUCGAACGCGAUUGGAGUGGACGAAUCGUUUCUGCUAGCUCCGUGAAGACAAACUGGAUGCUGCAUGUUAACUUUUCCGAAGUGGAUCUUGACGUGAGUGGCAACAUUGCUGGCACGGAAGAUUGGGUAACGGAGGGUGCAUUGGCCUGGGAAGCUGCAUUUUUGGACAGGCUGCACGUUAUCAAGGAUAACUACACACACGGGGAUACCGAUCUGUUUUACGCAGCGGGCCGCAGCUAUGGAGAUAUCAGUGCAGAUUCCAUGUUUAAAGAUAUUGAUAAACUAUUGAUUGGGGGAGUGCUUAUGUUUAUCUAUAUGCAGCUGGUGCUUUCGAGAUUCAGUUGGACGGAAUUUCGGAUUAUCCUGGGUUCAAUUGGGUUACUGAACAUCUUGAUGGGAUUCGUAGCUGGCUGCGGUAUUGUGGCUGCUUUGGGAGUUUCAUACGGACCCGUCCACACCUGUUUACCAUUUCUUCUGAUGGGACUUGGAGUUGAUGACAUGUUCGUCAUGAUGGCUUGCUAUAGAAAAGUUCAAGAAGCUCAUUCCCAUCUUCCUCUACCGGAACGUAUGGGUUUGAUGUUGAAGCACGCGGGUGCUUCUAUUACAGUGACAUCGCUAACCGAUAUCGUCGCAUUUGCAGUAGGUUCGAUAACCGUAAUGCCAUCACUGCAGUCGUUUUGUAUCUACGCAGCAGCAGGAGUACUCAUGAUGUACUGCUUCGUAAUUACAUUCUAUGUUGCUAUCUUCACUUUGGAUGAACAACGUGUUGCUGCCCGGAGAAAUUCUUUCGCUCCUUGGAUAAUUCAUGGUGAAAAAUCUACCAAACUAUGGUGCCAGUAUAACCUCAUGUAUCGCUUCAUUGACGCCGUUUAUUCCAAAAUAAUUCUCACGAAAGUUGGUAAAACUUUGAUCAUCGUCGCUGUUAUCACUAUGACCGGUUUGAAUAUACAAAGUUUGCUGAAACUGCGUCAGAAAUUCGACCCAAACUGGUUUAUUCCAGAGGAUACAUAUUUUAGCAAAUUUAUUACCAAAAACAAGGAACAGUACCCUAAUAGCGGCUUUGAGGCUAGCCUACUGUUCGGAGACUACAACUAUACCGCUCACAUGAAAGACUUGAUCCAGCUUACGAAAGAACUAGAGAACCGUACCGAUAUCCUAAACAGUGUUAGCUCCUGGGCUGUACCUUUUCAAGACUUUGUGUAUACUUAUUAUGAUAUAGAUGUCGAUGAAGAGGAACUGAGUGACAAGAAGUUCCGUGACUAUCUAUCGAAGUUUCUCUUCAGCCAUGAUGGUGGCCGUUUUCAGAUGAAUUUCAAGUUCAAAACGAAACUAAAGUGUGGCAAACCAGCUCCGAAUAUCACGGUCACCACGAUUGAUUUUCGAUUCCGUCCGUUCAAAGAGCGUGACGAAUACCUGCCAGCAAAGCAUGCCGUAGAGAGUAUGCUCGCGACUAACCGCAUCAACAACGAGGAUCACUUCAGUACGCUGUGGGCAAAGAUUUUUGCCAACUGGGUUACCGACGAAAUCAUUGACACGGAAAUCUACCGAAACCUCGCCAUCGCUAUGGUUGGUGUGAUGUUCUGUACCGGUGCACUGAUCGUCAAUCCGCAGAUCUGCUUCUGGAUCUUCAUCUGCGUGCUGCUGACUUUGGUUAACGUCGGUGGUUUCAUGGAACGGUGGGGUCUUACGUUAGACCUUGUGUCGUGCAUCGGACUCCAGCUGGCUGUAGGUCUGUGCGUAGAUUACGCAGCACAUAUUGGGCACACAUUCCUGACAAUCGGUAAUGGCAAUCGCAAUAAGCGUGCACUAGAAACGGUCCUUCACAUCGGUGCAGCCGUUUUAUAUGGAGGUGGUUCCACAGUCCUUUCGCUCAGCGUGCUUUCCGGUUCCCAAGCGUAUACUUAUCGUACAUUCUUCAAAAUAUUUCUGUUGGUAAUUUUGCUUGGCCUAUUUCACGGCUUGGUGUUACUACCUGUGAUCCUUAGUCUGGUUGGACCUCCCCCUUACAGUGGUUUUGUGACCGAUUCAAACAACAUGCCCAACGAAUAUGAAAAAGAAAUGACGCUUGUUAACAACGAUCGGAAAUGGUUUAACCGACCGAAUUGUAGUCUAGUUCUAAACGAAGAGGAGCAACAGCCUAUGAAGGAGGAUACUUUAGCAUAAACAUUUAAAGAAUGAAAAUUUAUACAAUAGCGUCCCCAUGACUCAUUGCACCGAGUGCACAAAACUAACAAUAUCGCGAAUCCCCUCGCCAUAAGCACUAACUUUUAUUACGCUCUAACGCACGCCAACGGCUUCAGGAAGCCAUUGUGAUCUUAAUCAGUAGAUAAUUUAAGUAUUUUUAUAAAGUAGUUAUAACCUGGUGAAACAGGAUGAAAACAGAUGGAA
This is a messenger RNA of Wyeomyia smithii (pitcher-plant mosquito), 4018 nucleotides long. RefSeq names its product patched domain-containing protein 3-like. Lineage: Eukaryota; Metazoa; Arthropoda; Insecta; Diptera; Culicidae. Gene Ontology annotation, cellular component: membrane. The transcript is spliced from 6 exons. The record is from RefSeq and is a predicted model, not a curated record. Bases 722 to 3793 code for a protein of 1023 amino acids.